AUGCUGGCAUGGGGUUUAUUUUGUUCGGAAUAUGGGUCUUACUGUUCCGGAACCAGCCAGGCAGAAGAUGCAUGUUAUGAGCAUAAUCAAAAUUCAGCGGAUCAUCCACUGGUGAAACAGAUUGAACUGGAACGAAUACAGCGCGACAAGUCUUCGACCAGUUUGCGCGCUGCAGCGACAAGAAGCGCAAAAGUACCAUAUCUAGCAAUUCUAACAACACCUGCUAUUUGGGGUGUUUGGAUUGCCGCUACUGGCGAUCUUAUGGCUUUGCAGGUUUGA
This is a messenger RNA of Gongylonema pulchrum, 279 nucleotides long. The record is from the annotation of a GenBank genome assembly. NCBI's taxonomy places the organism in Eukaryota, Metazoa, Nematoda, Chromadorea, Rhabditida, Gongylonematidae.